UGUCCGUAUCGCCCAGGUAGUCUACAUGGCGGGUUCUUCUAUCAGGCAUUCUAAGUGUCACAAGGGGAGUUCUUCGGGUUCCCCUCAAGAGACGGUAGAUGCGGUAGAGGUCGUACAUUUGCCAUCGUCCGAUGAUGUUGAAGUACCUCCUGUUGCCCAACCAGACACGGAUUCGGAUGGCUCGGAUGAUGGCCUUGAUGCGGAUGACGUGGUACUAUAUCCGAGUUUGAAGAUUCGUGUUUCUCCUAAGCAUUUGGUCGUACCGACGAAGCGGUUUAAUGCUUGUCAGAAGAAAGCCGUGGUCGAGCUGGGUUUAGGAGAACUAUUAAACCUACAAAUCCACGACAUCCCAAAGCGUAUGGCUAGAUGGUUUGUGCGCUGCUCUUGAACGAGUGAUUUUGGCGCGACGUUAGUAUUAUAAUGUAUCUACUUUUGUGUUUGGUUAUGGGGUUUUUUUUUACCUAGCGUGAGCAUGACUUUUAAUCAUAUUUCCAUUUUCAUUUUGUAUUAGGGGUCAAAUGUUUAGAUUAAUUUUGUUCCGAGAUGCAAUUUUUUUGAAUGGGAAUGUGUGUGAUAGUGGUUUGUGCGUAGAUGUAUGUACGCUUGUGCAU
Messenger RNA from Ipomoea nil (Japanese morning glory), 611 nucleotides. RefSeq lists its product as uncharacterized. The record is from RefSeq and is a predicted model, not a curated record. Bases 26 to 388 code for a protein of 120 amino acids. Lineage: Eukaryota; Viridiplantae; Streptophyta; Magnoliopsida; Solanales; Convolvulaceae. The transcript is spliced from 2 exons.